UCGUGUAAUGUACUCAAUUGCAUGGCGACAACACAAAAUUGUAUCAAAAUAAUCAAAACACAGCAUUGCCCGUGUGUUUAGAUUGCAAAAAAAACUUGGCAAAUGCACUACUGUUCGAACUAAUUUCCCAUUUAAACGUGUUUGUGCAGUGUUUUAUCGCAAAAAUUAUUGGUAGAUCGUCUGUGGAGAUGAAAAAACUGUGCACAAAAGAAAACAUAGUCACAUCGAAAAAGAAAGAGAUUUUAUUUCCAUUGGAAAUUAUUGUUCGUUUGUGUUGCAGAUCCGCAUGUUUUGAUAUGAAGUGGAAAAAGUGCAGUGAAAACGAAUGAAAACAUUACACAUAAUUCGAAUAGCGAAUAGUCCAGAAGAGAUUACAUUUAGCUGUGGUGUGUUUUUGUACAUAAAUAUAUAUAUAUACAGAUAGAGAUAAAUCGUGUACUCGACAGCGGCGGUGCAGUUUUACGCAUUGCAAUUAGUUUUCGUGCUCGGAUCAUAAAUAAAUCAAUCACCGAAUGCUAAAUAAAAUCGUGUGAUAGAAUUGUGCCGAUAUCAACGUGUACGUAUAAUGAAUGUGUGUGUUUCAGCUAUUACGGUUGCAUCAUAAGAAUUCGCAUGGCUGAUUUAUUUGUGUGCAACGAAUGCGACCUUUGAUUGUGCCUUUGCAUAUUGCACCAAACAAGCAGCUACACCAAAAAUAACAAGUAGCUAGUGAUACUUUAGUAGAAAGUAUAAUCGAGAAAAAAAAGAAACAAUGUCAACAACGUUGCCACAACGUAAUAAUGCCACAAUUGAUCCAUAUGCAUAUCUUCCAAUGUCAAAUAUACCGACUGCUCGCCAAAUGACACCACAUCAACUGAACAAUCCACAAGUACCACAAAAUCAUAUUGUAAAUCGUUUUGUGCCGGCCCAAGAGUCACCGUACGUUUUACCGGGUUACCAAAACAACAAUAAUAACAACAAUAACAAUCACAAUCACUCGCCAUUGCAUCACCAUCCAGUUAAUCAGAACGAUUCCAGUGACAAUAGUUCGCAACAAGGAUCCACCAUGCUGUAUACUGCGCUCUACGAUUAUGAGCCUCAAACCGAGGACGAGUUGUUGCUGAGGCGCGGAACAAUUGUUAUGGUUCUGACAAAAGAUAGUGCAAUAUCCGGCGAUGAAGGCUGGUGGACGGGCCAAAUUGGCGAUAAAGUCGGUAUAUUCCCAUCGAAUUAUGUGACAGAUCGUGAUCCAAUGAUGGCUGAGAAUCUACCGGAAAUCAUUGGCGGAAUUCAGCCACUCGAAAUUGACUUCAGAGAGCUUACACUCGAAGAGAUCAUCGGUGCUGGUGGCUUCAGUAAAGUGCGACGCGGGUAUUGGGGACAAACUGAAGUUGCGAUUAAGACUCAAAACCAAGAAGAAAACCAAGACAGAACGCUUGAAAGCGUAAUGAAAGAAGCGAAAUUGUUUUGGUCGUUAAAACACGAGAAUAUCGUUUCGUUGCAUGGUGCCUGUCUUACACCUCCAAACUUUUGUCUGGUUAUGGAAUUUGCGCGCGGUGGCCCAUUGAAUCAAGUUCUGGCCAAACACAAAAUACCACCGGACGUACUCGUCGGAUGGGCAACACAAAUCGCACGUGGCAUGAACUACCUACAUAGCGGCGCUCCAAUAUCGGUGAUACACCGUGAUUUAAAAAGUUCAAACGCGUUUUAAAGAAGACGAGCUGAAGCGGAAACAGAUCCAACAACACGAAACAGAGCAAAAACUGCGCAAACAAAAAGAGGAGUUGGAUGCACGCGAACUAGAUCUACUGCAUCGUGAACUGGAAAUGAUGAUUAUUCAGAACACACCGCAACCGCUGAAACGACGCGGCAAAUUCAGCAAAUCAAGACUAAAGUUAUUAAAACGAGAUUCGGGACAAAUUUCGUCUCCGUUGGACUUCCGACAUACACUGACGGUGGUGAACUGCACAGUCAAAAACGAUGCCAGUUUGCAUGGUACGCCGCCCGGUUCACCUGCCACCUCAAGAUUCCGUGUUGCACUACCGGCUGAUGGUAUAAAAGGAAAAACAUGGGGUCCAUCUACGACGCAUCAAUCACGUGUGCGCGGCUACUUACCGGCUUUAAGUCAAACAUCGACCCAAGAUCCGUUGCAUUUUAGUAAAAGUGCGCCAAACUUGGAUAAAUCCCGACCAGCCGGAAAUGAUUCACCGACCAACGCAUCCUCGUCACACAAUAAUUUUUUAGAUGAAUGGUGUUCAGGUAACGAUUCACCGUUAAAUGCGUCACUAAAUCACUUAUUGCCAGCACAAAAAAAUAUUCCAAUGCCAACGCUGUAUUCAACACCAGAAGGUCAACAACGGAAACCAGCAAAAACAUCAAUCACACAACUGGUAUUCUAUAAUGUGGCGUCUAUAUUGGCCUCUGUUGCUGCUGGAUAUGAUGUUCGUAUGUCAAAUGUGUCGCCUGUACAUCCGAAACUUCAACCGCAUGUGAUGCUGAACGGUAGCGAAGAGAAUGGCGACGGCGACAAAUAUACGGAACGCGCUGAUCGCGGGCACAAUGAAUAUGGUACUCCACAACGUACUUUCCCGCAUAACACAUACCAUGGGCCGACGAAGCACGUAAGGUCAAAUUUAUCGUCACUCACCGGAAUGAAUGAGGAACGGUCGUUACGAUUUACCGACUCAUAUUUAACAUCGACAAUUUCGACAACGAGUGGCCUGGGUUCGAACUAUACAACUAACACAUCCGGGUCAAGCAACACACAGAACACACCAUCACCAAGAAGAAAGACUGGCUCAAACUCUUUUGUUGAUGUUGCCGAAAUACCCGAACAAGAAGCCAACGAAAAUCCUGCUGCGCUCUACAAUCAGAGUCAGAACACCGUUGGUAAUUACUCGGAUUACCGAUUGUCGAAUCAAAGCACACAUUACUUUAAUCGAAUACCAAAUUAUGGUGCGGAAGAUAGUUUGGGAGCACAUCGAAAUUAUGGAUACUUUGGGUCUAAUUACUUUCCUACGUAUCAUCCGGAGAUCAAUCCAGCGUUCGAAAGAGAUUACAAGUCGUACCCUGAUUAUGAAACUACUGCUUAUCAUCAAUACCGUGAACCAUACCACAAUUCAACGAACCAGAGCUACUUGAACUACGUGAGAAAUAUGGGCACCAUGACACCGGCGCGAAAACCUCUAAUGGGAAUAGCGGCUUCGCAUCAUCGUCGCACAUUGUCGAGCAUCUCGGCUAAUGUUAGUUAUCCACAGGCUGAACUGGAUGAGACAAAACCAAACUAUCAAUACGGACGCAUAAAUCAAAUGCCAAAUCGAAAGACGUCUACUUCACCGAUAAAUUACGCAAAUACACGAAUGCGAUCCUACGAAAAUGUACCAUUUUCCCGGCCACAUGACCUGAGCCACAGUUAUUUACACACAUCGGCUACUGCUAAUGAGUCUAAUUCCACACAAUUCGAACGACCGGAUAGUUUGCCAUUUGAUAUUGGUGUAAAUACGAAAUUGCGUUCGAGCUUACGUAAAUAUUCAAACCCAAGUCCUCGCUUUGGCACUAGUAGUUUAGUCAGUCAACCGCAACAGCAACUACAACAACUGGCAAUACCACACAAGACGAGUCCAACCAAAACAACUCCCUCGGAUAGUCUGACCAGUGAUGACAGUUCUUAUCUGAGUGCAAGAGAAGGAUCGAUAUCAUCGCAAAGUCGUGUUCGAUUCAGUCCAGAAACUUUGCUUGACCAACCCUCAAGCACAACAUCCGUUAACACUCCGUUAAGACGCUUGUCUCGAUCACAGCGACAUAGCAUCAGCGAUAUGCUUGCACCUAGCACAUCCUCCUAGCAUUUUAUGCAACAAUGGAAAACUGGAUGGAGCCGAUCGCGAUCAACAAAUCGCUUUUAAAUUGAAUUUCGAACAGAUUUUCUUCGUACGUACUCACUUUUUUGAACAUUUGGUACAAUUACAUGCGUGAAUUUUCCCAUCAGCGGUGGCAAUGCUUAAAACGAUACAAAAAAAAACUAAUUACACAGAAACAUUGAUGCUCAACCGUGGAAGGGCAAACUGUACAUAUUAUUCGCUUUUUCAUAAAGUUUUUAGUAAUUAUGAAGCAAGCAAACAAAAGCCAAUGCCAAACUCGAAAUCAACUUUUUACAUUUGCACUGAAGCGGGUCUAGCUGUAAAUUUGUAAGAAAAAAACAAGAAAACCUUUGCGGCUUUCAUUACGAACCCCAAUAAUUUAUUACUUUUGAUAUGAUUUUCGCAUCCUCGAACGGUGAAUUCUACGAAGUGAAUUGGACACAGAAACGAAUUAUGCGAAUAUUUUGCGUUAAUUUUGAUCUUUUACUUCACCAAUACUCGAUCGAAUCUUACAAGCAAUACUCAAAAAUGUUGAAAUUCAACACGUAAUGAAAACAAAAUUCCAUUUUAUAUUUAAGAACAUAGAAAAAAAGAAACAAAAUCAAACAAAAACAAUUCGAAAGGUGUGAUGCACAAAAUCAACAUUCCAAAUUUAAAUGACGUUUUCUAGAGUUUUUUAAAAUUAAAUUUUGAUUUCCAAACUUUUAAACGUUACCAUGUAUUUUAAAAUUGCAGAUUUCAACUGAUAAAUUCGGUUGGAUGAAUGACAUAUUUGAAUGUCGCACUACCGCUUCAAUAUAAGCAUUAGAUAAGAUACUUGGUUUAAAUUUUGUACGAAUUAAAGCGUCAUUUCAAUUGAACGAGUGGCCCAAUCGACCAAAAACCAAGGGAACAAUUACUACUGAAAACUGGUUUUCAGUACCUUUUAGUAUCACGAAGAUAUUUUCAGUAGGUUAUCAGUUGUUUUCAGUACUUUCAGUCAAUUCGGUAGUAAUUCGCCCUUGCCAAAGACCGAUAACGUUUACGGGAUUAAGAGAUUCGUUGGAAUAAAUCAAAAAUCGUGUUUAGCAAAGAGGAAAACAGAUUUACAUUCUUAUUACGACACACGUUAUAAGCCAUCACAAUACACUUUAUCUCGUGAGGUUUUCCGCAGUAAUUUGAAAAAAUAAUAAUAGAAUAUAUAUAGAAAUUGUUUACCGGAAGUGGCAAUAAAAUGAGUGAUAUAGAUAACAUAGCGCAUAUCACGGUUGAAGUUGAUAUAUUCACAAUUGAAUCGGUAAGAAUAAUCUUGACCUGCCAAAUUGAGUGAAA
This is a messenger RNA of Sitodiplosis mosellana (orange wheat blossom midge), 5147 nucleotides long. Its product is annotated as mitogen-activated protein kinase kinase kinase 11-like. Gene Ontology annotation, biological process: protein phosphorylation. Gene Ontology annotation, molecular function: ATP binding; protein binding; JUN kinase kinase kinase activity. NCBI's taxonomy places the organism in Eukaryota, Metazoa, Arthropoda, Insecta, Diptera, Cecidomyiidae. The record is from RefSeq and is a predicted model, not a curated record.